Molecule: messenger RNA, 1239 nt
Organism: Andrographis paniculata
Lineage: Eukaryota; Viridiplantae; Streptophyta; Magnoliopsida; Lamiales; Acanthaceae
Product: geranylgeranyl pyrophosphate synthase, chloroplastic-like
Exons: 1
Coding region: 52-1152 (366 amino acids)
Biological process (GO): isoprenoid biosynthetic process
Molecular function (GO): geranylgeranyl diphosphate synthase activity
Source: RefSeq, a predicted model, not a curated record
UUCACACGCUACUCUGUUUCUUACACUCUGAGUUACAGAGAAAUCAACAACAUGAAUCUCGUCAUAAACACGACCACUCACACCACCGGAAUCGGAAUCGGAAUCGGAGCAAAACCCUCAAGAUUCCGAUCAUCAACAUCAUCGUCCCCGCCGCCGGCUGCUCUAAAAAAUUCCUUAUUUUCCUCGAAGCCCCCCGUCGGAAAACCCCUAAUUAUGUCGGCGCCGGCGACCUUAUCCAAACAGUCGUCGUCUCCAUCUGCCCCCUUCGAUUUCGAAACGUACAUGUUUGAAAAGGCCAAUAAUGUCAACAAAGCUUUGGACCAAGCUCUUGUCGUCAAAGACCCCACCAAGAUCCACGAAUCCAUGAGAUAUUCCCUCCUCGCCGGCGGCAAGCGAGUCCGACCAAUUCUCUGCAUAGCUUCCUCCAACCUCCUCGGCGGCCGGGAGUCCGCCGCCAUGCCCGCCGCCUGCGCGGUGGAGAUGAUCCACACCAUGACUCUAAUCCACGACGACCUGCCGUGCAUGGACAACGACGCCGUCCGCCGCGGCAUGCCGACAAACCACAAGGUCUACGGCGAGGACGCCGCCGUCCUCGCCGGCGACUCGCUCCUCGCCUACGCCUUCGAGCAUCUCGCCGUGGCCACCGCCGCCGAAGGGGUUUCGCCGGAGAGAGUUGUCAGGGCCGUCGGCGAGCUCAGCGGCUACGUCGGCGGGAGCCUCGUCGCCGGACAGGUGGCCGACAUUUUCUCUCAGGGGAAAUCCGAUGUGGGGAUCGAACGGCUGGAAUUUAUCCACGUCAACAAAACGGCGUCGCUUCUGGAGGCGGCGGUUGUGAUGGGGGCCAUCGUCGGUGGCGGCGGAGACGGCGAAAUCGAGCGGCUCCGGCGGUUCGCGAGGUGCGUCGGACUGCUGUUUCAGGUGGUGGACGACAUUCUCGACGUGACGAAGUCGUCGGAGGAGCUGGGGAAGACCGCUGGGAAGGAUUUGGUGAGCGACAAGACGACUUAUCCGAAGCUGAUUGGGAUCGAGAAAUCGAGGGAGGUUGCGGAGGAGCUGAGCGAGGAGGCGUUGGAGCAGUUGGCCGGAUUUGAUCCGGUCGCGGCGGCGCCGCUCAUCGCCAUUGCUAAGUACAUUGGGUAUCGGAAUAACUGACACUGGUAAUUAAUGCGUUGCAGAACAGGCCACUGGGAAGAGGAUAUGAGACUUUUGGAGAAAUAAAGCGUGCAACCAUUUUCAUUA